AUGGAUAGCAUUACGGAUACUGGGGUCGAAAUCAAAGACAACUUCGCGCAAUUGCUGAUUUUGGAAGCGACGCAGGAUGAAGAAUUGGUCGCACUGGAACAUCACGACAAGCGGUGGGGCUUUUUCAUCGGCAAGCACGUGUUGACAACAAAAGAGUUCCCAUUCGAUCUGGAUACAACUUCAGCUGCAUUGGUCACUCUGAAGAAUUCAAAGGAGCAUAUAAACACCAUGCUUGAUGAUAUGCUUGACUUUAUGAAUAGUGAGGGGCUCAUUAUGACCUAUUUUGACAAGUCCCGACCACGUAUUGAUCCUGUAGUCUGCGUGAACGUACUUCGAGCAUUUCAUAAGUUCGGACGUGGGAAGGAUCUCCGGCGUACCCAGGAAUGGAUUCGACAGGUCCUCUACCAUCGCGCAUAUUUAGAUGGGACUCGGUAUUACAGCACCUCUGAGGCUUUCCUGUACUGUCUCGGGCGCCUCUUAGAGACAUUGGAUGAAAGCGAGGUCAAUUUGUAUCGGGAUUUAAAGUCUUUGAUUGUGGAACGCAUCCGUGAGCGUACCGGAGUCGCGGGAGAUCUAUUAUGUCUUGCAAUGCGAAUUCUUACAGAGCCGCUCGAAAUCAGCUGCAUCUAG
Molecule: messenger RNA, 630 nt
Organism: Penicillium longicatenatum
Lineage: Eukaryota; Fungi; Ascomycota; Eurotiomycetes; Eurotiales; Aspergillaceae
Exons: 4
Coding region: 1-630 (209 amino acids)
Source: RefSeq, a predicted model, not a curated record